Messenger RNA from Wallemia mellicola CBS 633.66, 1380 nucleotides. RefSeq names its product Pkinase-domain-containing protein. Bases 4 to 1380 code for a protein of 458 amino acids. The record is from RefSeq and is a predicted model, not a curated record. Gene Ontology annotation, biological process: protein phosphorylation. Gene Ontology annotation, molecular function: protein kinase activity; ATP binding. Lineage: Eukaryota; Fungi; Basidiomycota; Wallemiomycetes; Wallemiales; Wallemiaceae. The transcript is spliced from 9 exons.
UUGAUGGAUAAGUAUGACCUCAAGGAGCGUCUAGGCGUUGGUAGCUUUGGUGUGGUCUAUAAAGCUGUGAAUCGUACUAAUGAUGAAAUUGUCGCUAUCAAAAUAAUUGAUCUUGAACAGACAGACGAGGAUAUUCUACACAUACAGCAGGAGAUACAACAUUUGGCUGCAUGUCAAUCUGAUUAUGUGACAAAAUACUACGCGUCGUUUGUUGAUGGCUUCAAACUCUGGAUUGUAAUGGAACUUGCAGUUGGAUCCUGCUUGGAUGUGAUAAAGCACAAAGUGCAAAUACGCCAGGAGCAAGUUGCAACAAUUUGCAAAGAACUACUCAAAGGUUUGGAAUAUCUUCAUUCAGAGGGCAAGAUCCAUCGUGAUAUCAAAGCAGCCAAUGUUCUCUUAUCUGAGACUGGAGAAGUAAAGUUAGCUGACUUUGGUGUCGCUGCUCAAAUAUGUGAACGAAUGUCGAAAAGAAAUACUUUCGUUGGUACACCUUUCUGGAUGGCACCUGAAGUCAUCCAACAAACAGGAUAUGAUAUGCGAGCUGAUAUAUGGUCAUUGGGGAUAACUGCUAUUGAGCUCGCGACAGGAUUACCACCUUUAUCAGACUUCCAUCCUCUAAGGGUUCUUUUCCUGAUACCGAAAUCUGCUCCACCUGAAUUAGAAGGUGACCAUUUCUCUGACUCUUUCAAGGAUUUUGUUAAAGAAUGUCUCACAAAGGAUUUCCAAAGAAGACCAACAGCAACAGAAUUACUAGAACAUCCAUUUAUAGCAACUGCACACGACACUAGCAUACUCAAUCCACUGAUCGACACCCUCACGACGGGCGUUCCAUCAGCGAAGAACAGUCCAAACGCGGAUAAUGACGACGAAGACAGCGUUAAAUCUUUAAUUGACGAGUGGAAUUGGAGUUUCGGAACUCUUAAAGCAAAUGAAAUUGGUAAAGCCAACCACGUCGCUCGCAGUGAGAUAAGCCAGACAGAUAUGGCCAGAAAAUAUGCUGCGAUUGACUCAGAUAUGAGCAAUAAUCGGACGAUUUUCAGAAAAGGCUCGAGCGAUAUAUCAUACGCCCCUGAAAGAACUUGGAAUCGUCCAUCUACACCUGCGGAACAAAAACCAGAUGAAAACAUAGACAAGCAUCUCAAACAUCUCGACAAAAUGAUGGAUGAUACCUUCAAACCAAAAGAAAUAGCUUCUAUCAUGAUGCUUAAGAAUGGUUAUCGCGAAUUACACGAUUUGAACAGCAACCUGUAUAAACAAACAAUAUACCACAAUGGGUCAGCCCAACAGGAGGCUAAACCAUUACCCUACAAGACUAAUGAGAUAUCAGCUAUGUUGUUUGACAGAUGGACUGAGACUAUCACCCAGAAAUAUUCAUUGUAA